Prosopis cineraria is the source of this 387-nucleotide messenger RNA. RefSeq names its product EG45-like domain containing protein. The record is from RefSeq and is a predicted model, not a curated record. Bases 1 to 387 code for a protein of 128 amino acids. Gene Ontology annotation, biological process: systemic acquired resistance. Gene Ontology annotation, cellular component: cell wall; apoplast. Lineage: Eukaryota; Viridiplantae; Streptophyta; Magnoliopsida; Fabales; Fabaceae. The transcript has 2 exons.
AUGGCCCUCAAAUUGAAUGUCGUGCUUGUCAUAUCUUUGGCCAUCGCAAGUCUUGUCUACGUAGCAUCUGCCUCUUCCGGCACCGCCACAUUUUACACUAAAUUACGCCCAUCUGCAUGCUUUGAAAGCCAUGACGAGGGAACAAUGGUGGCAGCGGCGAGCGACUCUAUCUGGGACCAUGGAAAAGCAUGUGGAAGAAAGUACAGAGUGAGGUACACCGGUGGUACCAGCGGCGGUCUGGCUCACCCUUGCCGGAGCAGAACCGUCACCGUCAAGAUUGUCGAUUUCUGCCCGAGAUGCCAAGGAACCAUCGAUCUCUCUCAUCAAGCUUUCUCUGCCAUCGCUGACCCUGUCGAAGGAAAAAUCCGCAUUGACUUCACCCAGUAA